Molecule: messenger RNA, 754 nt
Organism: Salpingoeca rosetta
Lineage: Eukaryota; Choanoflagellata; Craspedida; Salpingoecidae
Exons: 6
Coding region: 124-558 (144 amino acids)
Source: RefSeq, a predicted model, not a curated record
UUCAGUUGUGUAUGCUGAAUUCAGUCGUUGUGAAAUUUUUACAGCCCUGCCUGCUGUCCUUCCAGGUGUCGUUGGUCGCUGCACUGCUGUUGUUUAUUUGGUGCCUUUGACACAUCCAUCGCCAUGGAUCAAGACGAGGACUUGUGCGCCGUCGUGCAAGCACACGCGCUCAAGAAGCCACACAUGCUUGGCACAAACCACACAAACGCGUUCAUUCAACCCGCCCAGCCAACACUGCACAAGCCAUCCAUGCUGAGCCUAUGUCGCGCCGAUAACGUGUAUGAAGCCGCCGUCUUCAAGGGCAACGACACGAUUUACGUGCCCCUCCGCCAUAUGGAGGUGCUGUUCAAUGCCUCCCGUUUCGACGAAGUGACGUUUGAUGAAGGCGAAGCAUUUCUGGGCAACCACGCCGGCGUCUUUGAAAGCAGACAGCGAGCGUUUAAGAUUAACUUUUGGCGGUUCAGCGAAACUUCAAACGAGAUGAAAGUGGUGCGCAGCUUCGCGGUCCUCGAUAUGGUCGUCUUUCACAAGAUCAAGUCCCGGCUUGGCAACAUGUAGCAGCGGCAGUCUCCACCUCCACACCACUGUUCCCGUUCAACCUAAACUCCCACUCCCUCGCUUUCAUAGCAUUUGCAUGAGCAUUAGAAUUGCCGUGCAUACACGCCACACCGCCACCACCACCACCACAUCUCACGCACCUCACGUUUCGUUCGUUCCCUCUGAUUGACACCCGAUUAAAUGAUUGAUUGCCUCA